This is a messenger RNA of Oncorhynchus masou masou (cherry salmon), 3700 nucleotides long. RefSeq names its product PRKR-interacting protein 1 homolog. Gene Ontology annotation, cellular component: nucleolus. Gene Ontology annotation, molecular function: double-stranded RNA binding; protein kinase inhibitor activity; protein kinase binding. The record is from RefSeq and is a predicted model, not a curated record. The coding region runs from base 34 to 591 and encodes 185 amino acids. NCBI's taxonomy places the organism in Eukaryota, Metazoa, Chordata, Actinopteri, Salmoniformes, Salmonidae. Gene Ontology annotation, biological process: negative regulation of protein kinase activity. The transcript has 6 exons.
AAUGUAGAAGAAGACAAACAUCAUAUUCGAAAGAUGGCGGUGAUCAAGGAAAAAGAUGGGAGACCAGGGAAACAGCCAGGAAAGGAAUCUCAGCCGUUGAUUAUUGCCAAAACUCCAGCAGAGGAGCAGCGCCUGAAAUUGGAGAGAUUGAUGAGAAACCCUGAUAAACCUGCUCCUAUCCCAGACCGACCGAAAGAAUGGAACCCCCGGGCUCCUCCGGAGUUUGUGCGGGAUGUGAUGGGCUCCAGUGCAGGAGCUGGCAGUGGAGAAUUCCAUGUGUACAGACACCUUCGCAGGCGAGAGUAUCAGAGACAGGACUUCCUGGACAAGAUGACCGAGAAGCAAAAGAUGGAUUUGGACUAUCUUGACAAGGUGUCAGAUAACCAACAGGCAGCUGAUGAAAGAACAGCCAAACGCAGGAAGAAAAGGGAAAAGCUGAAGCAGAAGAAGCUUAUGGCAAAAAAAGCCAAGCAGGAUGCCAACAAAGGUGAAGAUUCUGAGAAGUCCUCCUCCAGCAGUGAAGAGGACGACCAGGAGAGGGAGGCUGAGGAUGAUGCAGAGGCGCCCAGUUUCGUCAUGGGGAAGAGAUGAAUGCAUGGCUCCGGGUCAUGAGACGUGCUCCAAGACGAAAUUGAACGGUGGAACAACAUCUAAUACCAGUUCAGAAGUCAACACAGCCAAGCAACACAGCCUAGCUUUGAUCAAUGUCAUGGAUUUGAGACAUUAUCUGAGAGCGAACCAAGGGAGAUAAGCCUCUGUUAGGUAACUGCUGUUCUUCCCAACUUGUGGUUGUAGUUAGAUUCUUUGAAUUGAGGAUGACAAAGCUGGGUUGUAUUCAUUAGGCACCAAAUGGUCUGUAACAGGGAGGGACUACCUGAACUUGAAAUAAGACUUGCUCGUUUUUGUUUUUCGUUGCAAAAACCUUUUGCUACAGUGUGCCCUGAUGAAUAUGAUUAUCAAGAUGUUAAUUUCAUGCAUGUCUCUACUUUGAAACUUGUUGUGUGUUAGCGUCAUUUCUCACAUUUUAUUUUAUACUAUGCUUGUGUAUAUAUUUUUCAUAAACAUCUGGGAAGAAUUGGGCCUAUAUUUGCUGUUUACCCCAAUAGAAUCUUCUGGAAUGUAUUACUAAAUGAUAACCCAAUUUCACUAGAUAUACAAUUACUUUAGGUAGCACUGUCAAGCUAUUUCCACAAUGCUGAGCAGGACAUAAUACUCAUAGGGUCACUCCACUCAUUCCACCCUCCAUGUGAAAUUAAUUUGGGGAAGGAUAAUAGAAUUGGUCUAAUAUUUGUAACAAGAGUAGUCGAGUACUAGUAUUUGUAGUCUUUAAUGGAAUGAGUUUUGAACUAGUUUGCUGGUAUGGCUGACCUUGACUUGCAAAUCGGCUAUUGGCGGUUCCAUUGUACAACAAGAUUGGUGUAAUGCUUUAUUUUCCUUCCUCAAAUAUGUGUAUUGUUGGUUGCCAAGGACUAUCACCCACAGUUACUCAGUUUUCACACCUGCCAGACCGGUUCGGUGGCUAUUGUCAAGGGUCCUCCAGUGACAUAUCUCUACAGUUUUACAUAGAUGAGGAAUCAGGUUUUAUCCUUAUUUGAAAAACACAUCCUAAACCGUUUAAUCUCUGUAUCAAGUCCUACAGUAAGUGUUUGACCUGAAUAGGAUAACUUACUUUUUUCCCCUACUGAACUUAUGUGAAGGUUGAGUAUACACUAUAUAUACAAAAGUAUGUGGACACUUCAAAUGAGUGGAUUCGGCUAUUUUUAUUUUUACCCUUAUUUUACUAGGCAAGUCAGUUAAGAACAAAUUCUUAUUUUCAAUAACGGCCUAGGAACAGUGGGUCAACUGCCUGUUCAGGGGCAGAACGACAGAUUUGUACCUUGUCAGCUCUGGGAUUCAAACUUGCAACCUUUCGGUUACUAGUCCAACGCUCAAACCACUAGGCUACCCUGCCAGCCACACCUGUUGCUGACAGGUGUAUAAAAUCAAGCACACAGCCAUGCAAUCUCUGUAGACAAUCAUUGGCAGUAGAAUGGCCUUACUGAAGAGCUUAGUGACUUUCAACAUGGCACAGUCAUAGGAUGCCACCUUUCUAACAAGUCAGUUUGUUAAAUUACUGUCCAGCUAGAGCUGCCCCGGUCAACUGUAAGUGCUGUUAUUGUGAAGUGGAAAAAUCUAGACACAACGGCCCAGCCGCGAAGUCGUAGGCCACACAAGCUCACAGAACUCUGUCCUCGGUUGCAACACUCCUUACCUCUAGAAGCAACGUCAGCACAAGCACUGUUUGUCAGGAGCUUAAUGAAAUGGGUUUACAUGGCCGAGCAGCCGCACACAAGCCUAAGGUACCAUGUGCAGUGGCAAGCGUUGAUUGGAGUGGUGUCAAGCUUGCCGCCAUUGGACUCUGGAGCAGUGGAAACGCGUUCUCUGGAGUGAUGAACCACGCUUCACCAUCUGGCAGUCCGACGGAUGAAUCUGGGUUUGGCGGAUGCCAGGAGAACGCUACCUGCCCCAAUGCAUUGAGCCAACUGUAUAGUUUGGUGGAAGAGGAAUAAUGGUCAUUGUUUGGGCUAGGCCCCUUAGUCCUGUUGAAAAACAAAUGAUAGUCCCAUUAUGCACAAACCAGAUGGGAUGGUGUAUCGCUGCAGAAUGCUGUUGUAGCCAUGCUGGUUACGUGUGCCUUGAAUUCUAAAUAAAUCACAGACACCAGCAAGCAUCAUCACACCACCACACCACCUCCUCCAUGCUUCACGGUGGGAAUCACUAGGCGACCCUGGGACGGCAGGGUUGCAAGUUCAAACCCCCUGAACUGACUUGCCUGGUUAAAUAAAGGUAAAAUAAAAUAAACAUGUGGAGAUCAUCCGUUCGCCUACUCUGCAUCUCACAAAGACAGAGGUUCGAUCCAAAAAUCUCAAAUUUGGACUCAGACCAAAGGACAGAUUUCCACUUGUCUAAUGUCCGUUGCUUGUGUUUCUUGGCCCAAGCAAGACUCUUCUUAUUGGUGUCCUUAUUUUGUGGUUUCUUUGCGGCAAUUCAACCAUGAAGGCCCGGUUCACUCAGUCUCCUCUGAACAGUUGAUGUUGAGAUGUGUCUGUGACUUUAACUCUGACGCAUUUAUUUGGGCUGCAAUUUCUGAGGCUGGUAACUCUAAUGAACUUAUCCUCUACAGCAGAGGUAACUCUGGGUCUUCCUUUACUGUGGCGGUCCUCAUGACAUCCAGUUUAAUCAGCGCUUGGUUUUUGCGACGGCACUUAAAGAAACUUUCAAAAUGUUCCGCAUUGACUUACCUUCAUGUCUUAAAGUAAUGAUGGACUGUCAUUUCUCUUUGCUUAUUUGAGCUGUUCUUGCCGUAAUAUGGACUUAGCCCUAUUUGGUAAAAGACUAUCUUCUGUAUACCACCACUACCAUGUCACAACACAACUGAUUGACUCAAACACAGUAAGGAGGAAAGAAAUUCUACAAAUUCACUUUUAACAAGGCACACCUGUUAAUUUAAAUGCAUUCCAGGUGGCUACCUCAUGAAACUGGUUGAGAGAAUGCCAAGAGUGUGCGAAUCUGUCAUCAAGGCAAAGGGUGGCUUCUUUGAAGAAUCUAAAAUAUAUUGUGAUUUGUUUAACACUUUUUUGGUUACUACAUGAUUGAUUCCAUGUGUGUUUUGUCUUCACUGUUAUUCUACAAUGUAAAAAUAAAAACCCUUGGAUGAGUA